AGCUGCCGUCCUGAGCCUCCGUUUGCGGUGCGACAGCUCCUCCAGGACCGGCCCCCGCGCGCGUGCCGUACGUGCCAGGGACGACGCCGGGCGGCCGAUGGAGUUCACGUCGUCCUACUUCCACGCCUUCGGCAACCCCGACCUCGCGGCGGUGGUCUCCGGCGACGGCGGCAGCGCGCAGGCCCACCGGCCGCGCCGCUCCACCGACGGCGCGAAGGCGGAGGACGGCAGGAGCCCCACCACCACAACGGCGAGGCGCGCGCCGUCCAUGUUCUGCGUCCCCGACACGGAGGCGGAGGAGCCCAACGGCUUCCUGGACGAGUGCACCCUCUGCCGCAAGGCGCUCUGCGGCGACAUCUUCAUGUACAGAGGGGACACGCCAUUCUGCAGCGACGAUUGCAGGAGGGAGCAGAUCGACAUGGACCGCAUAAGGCACCGGAGGAAGAAGCAGCAGGCCCUCAUAGCGCAGCAGCAGCAGCAGCAGCAGGCGGCGGCAGCGGCGGCGAUGGCGCAGAGGGACCGACGUACCCAGCGGCAGCUUCAGCCACAGCACUAGACGGAGCUCACGGAAGCUUCAUAUACACCGGUUCCGGGCUCGUCCCAAGUCCCAACGUACCCAGCAGGGAUGGCGGAUGGAUUCUUGCACGUUCCUAGUACUAGGCAAGGAUUCUCCUCGCAAGGACCAAGUAGCCACGACCUUUCUUUGCGUUUGUAUCGUCCGACGCGAAACAACGUAGUGAGCGGAGGUUUUCCGAGGCUAUUGCAAUGACUAAAUGAGCAAUGCAAGCCUUACUCGUUUUUUGUUUUGAUUAUUCCUGAUUAAAACUGGGGCCGUCGGAGACGCUAUGGGCCAGUUUGGCAACCC
Zea mays is the source of this 865-nucleotide messenger RNA. RefSeq lists its product as uncharacterized. The record is from RefSeq and is marked validated. The transcript has 2 exons. Lineage: Eukaryota; Viridiplantae; Streptophyta; Magnoliopsida; Poales; Poaceae. The coding region runs from base 98 to 556 and encodes 152 amino acids.